UCCCCCCCUUUUCCUCCCCCUAUUAACGGAUACUCUCGCUUUCGUUCUCCCCCUUCGUCCGUGUCCUUCUCCGGGGGCCAUGGGGUCAUUUUGCAGCAAGACCAAGACCAAACCCCCCCAAGCCUCCCACACUCACUCGCCGCGCCCCCCUCCCGACGCCCAAGCUGCUCCUCGAAAGGCACCCGCCCCUCAGCCCGGAGGUCCCCCUCGACCUAGGACCAAUUCCGAACACCAGCCGGUCCCACAGGAGCUCCAUGUCCCAGCCGCAGGAUCCGAACCCAGAGCGCAGGGAUCACAGUCUUCACAGGGGGAUCCUAAGCCACACGAAGACCCUAAGCCGCAGGAGGAUCCCAAGCCACAGGAGGAUCCUAAGCCA
This is a messenger RNA of Penaeus monodon (black tiger shrimp), 376 nucleotides long. RefSeq names its product protein TsetseEP-like. Lineage: Eukaryota; Metazoa; Arthropoda; Malacostraca; Decapoda; Penaeidae. The record is from RefSeq and is a predicted model, not a curated record.